Molecule: messenger RNA, 3385 nt
Organism: Capsicum annuum
Lineage: Eukaryota; Viridiplantae; Streptophyta; Magnoliopsida; Solanales; Solanaceae
Product: disease resistance protein At4g27190
Molecular function (GO): ADP binding
Source: RefSeq, a predicted model, not a curated record
UACAGUGUUACUCCAAUAAUUGUCAUUGCCUUUUUCUUUACUUAUUCUUUUAGUUCUCAGAAUUCUGUAUCAAACAAACAAGAAUAAGUCAGUUUAGCUUUAUUUGAUCAUCUUUUCAUAUCAGAAUAGUUCAAUGGAAAUAAUAACUACUGUUGUAUCUACUUGUGUUGUUGAGGUGGGGAGGUUUAUGUGUAGAUGCAUUUAUCCUAAGAUUGAAAAUGUUGUUUGUUUCUCGUCAAGUAUUGAUAAUCUGAGGAAGGAAAUGGCGCAGCUAACAGAGUUUAGAGACGAUAUCGAAGCGAAGGUGGAAGUAGCGGUGCGAGAAGGCUAUAAGCCAAAAUCAGAUGUUAUCAAGUGGAUCAAAGAUGUUCACGAGCUGGAGAAAGAAUGGGAGUCUAUGCAAGAAAGCAUCACAGCGGCAAAGUCGCUUACAUAUAAAUGCUGUCCAAGUUUCAGUCUUCGUUCGGAUGUCGCCACUCAAGCACGGAACAUCCAAGAUCAACUUUGCAAGCUUAAAGAGAUUGGAGAAAAGUUUGGAUCCAAUAUGGUGGUAGAAAACUACCGGAUGGAAAAAGUUGAGUACAUCCCGGUAUCAUCGAUAGAAGGCCAGCCAGCUGCAACAAGGAAUCUCCACAAAAUCCUCCAACUAUUGGAAGAUGAUAAGGUAUGCAUCAUCGGUGUGUGGGGUACCGGAGGAGUUGGGAAAACUACAUUGGUGAAGAAUCUGAACAACGAGCUCUUAAAGAAUGUGCCAAGUUCCAAACUGUCUUUUGGCGUUGUGAUAUGGGUUACAGUGCCCAAACCACCAAUAGACGUAAGAAAGAUUCAAGAACAAAUUGCCAGCAGAUUAAACGUAAAGGUAGAUAAAGAGGGAAGUGAUAAAAGCAUUGCCGGAAAAAUCUAUCGAAGGCUCAACGAAGAAAAGAGUUUCCUUCUCAUACUAGAUGAUGUUUGGGAAGCUAUAGAUUUGGUUGAUGUAGGUGUGCCCCUACCUGAAGGUCCCGCAAGAAGCAAGGUAAUUAUAACUUCUCGUUCUUUGGAGGUUUGUAGGCAAAUGAAAACAGACACAGAAAUGAACAUAUUCACACUGAAAGAGGAUGAAUCUUGGCAACUUUUUGUCAAAAAUGCGGGAGAUGUUGUCAAUCUGGAGUAUAUUCAACCAUUGGCAAAGAAAAUUGCAAGAGAGUGUGAUGGUUUGCCAUUAGCAAUCACUGUUAUUGGGACGUCUAUGAGAGGGAAGACAAGGGUUGAGCUCUGGCAAGAUGAUUUGAAAUCACUUAGAAUGUCCGAACCUCAUGACAAAGAUGUAGAGAAAAAAGUUUACAAGGUCAUCAAGUGGAGUUUUGAUUCUUUAGAAUCUCAGGUUAUUGAAUUAUCCUCAGAGCAAAGAAGCAAACAUUUGAACAAAAAGAGAGGUGAUAUUCAAAGUUGUUUCUUAUAUUGCUCCUUAUAUCCAGCAGCUAUUCGGAUAGAUGGUCUCAUACAUUGCUGGUGGGCAGAGGGUUUCCUCGGUGAACAUGACACAUAUGAACAAGCCUACAACAGGGGAAUCACAUAUAUUGAGAGGCUAAAGGAUGCCUGCUUGCUAGAAGCACAUAGGUUAAAUUCUGUGAAGAUGCAUGAUGUGGUUCGUGAUGUUGCUAGAUGGAUAGCUAGUACCUUUGGGGAUGAACACACUUCUGUUUUUCAAGCUGGAAUUGGGUUGACUGAGAUAUCACUUAUUAAAAUACCAGCUUCUGUAAAGAGAAUAUCUUUGGUAAGCAACAAAAUUGAAUGUCUACCUGAUUGCUUCACGAAAUGUCCAAUGACAACAUCUUUACUUUUGCAAGGCAAUGAACCCCUGGAGAAAAUACCCCACGAAUUCUUUUUGGAAUUUCCAGCUCUAAGAGUUGUGAAUCUGAGUCAAACUGGUAUUAGAGAACUGCCUUCUUCCAUCAAUAGUCUAUGUCAACUACGUGCUCUAAUACUACAAAGUUGCUCUAAGUUGAACGAGUUACCACCUGUUGCUAAUCUUCACAAUUUGGAAGUGCUCGAUUGUGAAUAUACAGAGUUACGUUGUCUGCCGCAAGGAAUGGACAAUUUGACAAAUCUGAGGCUAUUAAAUAUGCCUGUUGCUAAUAUGAAGAGCAUCAACAAAGGAUUUUUCCUCAAAUUUCCUAGGAUUGAAAUGUUAAAUAUGCCACAUAGCUGUCUUGGAGUGACCUCUUUUGAUGAGAUAUCAUCUCUACACAAUCUGACUUAUCUUUGUAUUAGAGUGGAUAGCUCAUCAUUUUUCAAUAGAGAUUACACCUGGAUGACUAGAUUGAAAGGAUUUCUCAUUGAAGUUGGGGAAACUCCAAUUUAUGUGCCAUACAACAAGUCAAUAAGGGCGAUAAAUGUCGACGAAUGUGAAAUUUUCAGUAACGGAGAGCUCUCAGGCAUGUUGCAGUUUGCUUCAGAUUUGUACUUGCACGACUGCAUGGGUCUCAGGAAGUUGAUUGCAUACAACACUUUUAAUGGAUUAAAAUUACUAAAAAUAUACUACUGUUCUUGUUCUUUCGGACCAGUGGAAGGAGGAAGUGGAAAAUUUGACGCUUUGCCAAAUCUGGAAUAUCUCGAGCUCCAUUUCGUAAAUAAUUUAAAGAGUGUUUCUGAUUUCGGUCAAUAUUUGGGUCUAACAUUUUCUAAAUUACACCAACUGAAUAUCACUUAUUGUCCCAGUUUAACAUGUCUUUUCAACUAUGGUGGAACUUGUUCUGUACCCGAGCACUUGGAAGAAAUUAUAGUUGACGAUUGCCGUCAGCUGGUAGAGUUGUUUGUGCAAUGCAGCUCAAGUGAUCAGACAACACUUGUCAACUCAGAAAUUCCAAGAGUUCUGAAGUUAAGUUUGUACAAAGUUCCCCAACUAGGAACAUUGGGGGAGCCACAGAGUAUAUGGGAACACUUGGAGGAACUCAGAGUGAGCAAUUGUGACAGAUUAAGGAAGUUGCCUCUCUCUGUUCAAACCUCGGAAAACAUCAAAAUAAUGAAAGGAAAAUCAGCAUGGUGGAGCCAGCUGGAAUGGGAUGAUGAAAACUUCAAGUCAAAUUUAGAGCAUUGUUACAAAGAAAGGUAAAACUGAUGACAGAAGGAUCAAAGUUGACGUUGUUUCCUCUGCAUCUCAGGGGAUUAAAAAAGCAGAAGAAUGACCUUCCUGCACGUGGACAUAAAGUUUCGAGCUAAAGCUAACCAGUGCGGUUUGCUGUCUAAAGUUUUUUCUGCCGAUAACUGUUCCGACAUUUGGAUUUCUUGACUGUGCACCGAGUAAUUUCUUGUUUCAUUUGUAUUAUGUGAUUAUCUUGUUUAUUUGUAAUAAACUGGUAUUGCUUCGGUGUUAAAGCAUUUUAAAGCAUUCUUAAGCUGUACA